This is a messenger RNA of Pelobates fuscus (common spadefoot toad), 10264 nucleotides long. It is a transcript of the gene PTPRD, whose product is annotated as protein tyrosine phosphatase receptor type D. The record is from RefSeq and is a predicted model, not a curated record. NCBI's taxonomy places the organism in Eukaryota, Metazoa, Chordata, Amphibia, Anura, Pelobatidae. The transcript is spliced from 36 exons. Gene Ontology annotation, molecular function: protein tyrosine phosphatase activity; protein binding. Gene Ontology annotation, biological process: peptidyl-tyrosine dephosphorylation involved in inactivation of protein kinase activity. The coding region runs from base 941 to 6739 and encodes 1932 amino acids. Gene Ontology annotation, cellular component: signaling receptor complex.
GGUGUCUGUGUACUGUGUAUGUGUGUGUGCACGCCCCUGAGACAGAGAGAAGACAGAGGUCCAACAGCAGCUUCAGCAGCAGGGAGAGGCUGGCAGGAUGAGCACUUCUCCCUGACAGCACUUUGCUCUAACCCAGACAUGCACCCAAACAAACAGUUUCUGCAAGGAUCCUUUAGCACUGGCAGGCUAAGCAGACUCACUUGUAGGUUGCAUGGACCUCUGGUGUAUAUAUGUAUGUGUCUCUCUAUAGAACACAGUGCAUGAUUCCUAUCAUUGUAACAUGCAUGCCUGUUUGUGAUUCUGAGCUUUCCACUGCGUGCACACAUAAGAGGAUUUAAAGGAGUGCUGGUGGGGGUGAGCAGGCAAGCACCAAGCAGGAGAAAAAACAAAAAAAUCUUUUAGCACUUUUAUUCCCCCGCCUGCUUUUGUACUCUGAUCUUAGCUUUUGCCAUUGUGACCUGGGGAAGGUGAGACAGGAUUACUUUUACUAUCAGUUCUUGGCUGUCCUGUAUCCCUGGAAGUUGGGAUGCUGUGCCCAGGACUGUGAGGAAGCAGAGGUGCUGAUACAGAGGAGAGAGAUCCCCUAUCACUGAGUGAGUGUGAGUGAUUGAGAGGGAGGUUGUGUCUGCUGCCUCCUGUACUCUAGUGGAGAGCGCAUGGUGCAUCUGCUGGUGGAUCCAUUCAUUAUUUGGCUGGACGGAGACAGGACUAGACGAGUCACAGACCUGGAGCUACUCCUCUUCUGCACUGGAUUACAUCUUCAGGAGAGGAGGAGGAGGAAGGAGGAAGGAGAGCAAGACUUGGAGCAGAGGGAUUCUGACUGAGCAGCUGCAGAUUGGGAGAAGACAGCAUGUGCAGGCUGUAAAAAUACUGCAUUGAAACAUCGAAGUGACCAGACACUGUUUGGCUGCUGAGCUGGUGAAAUCAAGGCUUUCUAAGCAUGCAGGUGCCAAUCUGUCAGAUGAUGAGCCUAGCCAAGCACAUAGCGGUUCUUCUGUGCUUCCUACUUCGUGCUGAUGCCGAUACCCCACCAAGAUUUACAAGAAGCCCCGUUGAUCAAACAGGUGUUUCAGGCGGAGUAGCAUCUUUUAUCUGCCAAGCUACUGGAGAUCCAAGACCCAAAAUUGUUUGGAAUAAAAAGGGGAAGAAAGUCAGCAAUCAGAGAUUUGAGGUAAUAGAAUUUGAUGAUGGAUCAGGUUCUGUACUUAGAAUACAACCAUUACGUACACCAAGAGAUGAGGCUAUAUAUGAAUGUGUUGCCUCCAACAGUGUUGGAGAAGUUAGUGCGACCACCAAGCUCGUAGUUUUACGGGAGGACCAAAUUCCACGAGGUUUUCCUACUAUAGAUAUGGGCCCUCAAUUAAAGGUGGUUGAACGUACACGCACAGCCACCAUGUUAUGCGCAGCCAGUGGAAACCCUGACCCUGAAAUAAGUUGGUUCAAAGAUUAUUUGCCAGUAGAUACCAGCAACAGCAAUGGACGGAUCAAACAAUUACGAUCAGGUGGUACACCAAUAAGAGGUGCACUACAAAUUGAGCAGAGUGAAGAAUCUGACCAGGGCAAAUAUGAGUGUGUCGCUACCAACAGUGCCGGAACGCGCUAUUCUGCUCCAGCAAAUCUAUAUGUAAGAGUUCGACGAGUUGCACCAAGAUUUUCUAUUCCACCAACGAAUCAUGAGAUCAUGCCUGGUGGAAGUGUUAAUAUCACUUGUGUAGCAGUGGGAUCACCAAUGCCCUAUGUGAAAUGGAUGUUGGGUGCUGAAGACCUAACUCCUGAGGAUGACAUGCCAAUUGGAAGAAAUGUUCUUGAACUUACUGAUGUCAGACAGUCGGCCAAUUAUACAUGUGUUGCCAUGUCUACUCUUGGUGUUAUAGAAGCAAUUGCACAGAUAACUGUAAAAGCCUUACCUAGACCUCCUGGAACUCCUAUGGUGACUGAAAGCACUGCUACUAGCAUCACAUUGACUUGGGAUUCUGGUAAUCCAGAGCCUGUCUCGUACUAUAUAAUCCAACACAAACCGAAAAGCUCAGAGGAACAAUAUAAAGAAAUUGAUGGUGUAGCUACAACACGAUAUAGUGUUGCAGGCCUGAGCCCAUACUCAGAAUAUGAAUUUAAGAUUGUUGCUGUUAAUAACAUUGGAAGGGGCCCUCCCAGUGAGCCAGUUAUGACAAGGACAGCAGAACAAGCACCAUCAAGUGCCCCUCGGAAUGUGCAGGCACGGAUGCUAAGCUCAACCACUAUUUUAGUUCAGUGGGAAGAACCAGAAGAACCAAAUGGACAGAUCCAAGGUUAUCGUGUAUAUUAUACAAUGGAUCCUACUCAACAUAUUAACAGCUGGUCAAAACAUAAUGUAGCAGAGAGUCAAAUUACCACAAUAGGAAGUUUGGUACCUCAAAAAACAUACUCUGUUAAGGUCCUUGCUUUUACAUCAGUUGGAGAUGGGCCACUUUCUAAUGAAAUACAAGUCAUCACUCAAACUGGAGUUCCUAGUCAGCCACUAAACUUCAAGGCUGAAGCAGAGUCAGAAACCAGCAUUCUCCUUAGCUGGAGCCCACCUCGGUCAGAUACUAUAGCAAAUUAUGAGCUGUACUAUAAGGAAGGGGAACAUGGAGAGGAGCAAUUGGAUACCAUCCAACCAGCCACCACAUAUCGUCUGCAAGGACUGAAGCCCAACAGCUUGUACUAUUUCCGCUUAGCUGCUCGUGCUCCAUUGGGUCUUGGCGCCUCUACUGCUGAAAUCACUGCUAGAACAUUGCAGUCAAAACCAUCAGCCCCUCCACAAGACAUAAGAUGUAACAGCCAAAGCUCUACCAGCAUCUUGGUAAGUUGGCUACCUCCUCCGGUGGAAAACCAGAAUGGCAUUAUCACGGGUUAUACCAUCAAAUACAUGUUGCUGGAUGGAGAAGAUAACAAGCCCCAUGAAAUUAUGGGCAUUUCCUCGGACAUUAAUCAGUACCUUUUGGAACACCUGGAGAAAUGGACACAAUAUCAAAUCUCUAUGAUCGCUUACACUGAUGUCGGACCUGGUCCAGAGAGUGUUCCAAUAUUGAUUCGGACCGAUGAAGAUGUUCCUAGUGGUCCUCCUCGCAAAGUCGAGGUAGAGGCUGUGAACUCCACAUCUGUUAAAGUAUCCUGGCGUUCACCUGUGUCCAACAAGCAGCAUGGUCAAAUCCGAGGGUACCAGGUGCAUUAUGUGAGGAUGGAGAAUGGAGAACCCAAAGGACAACCCAUGCUGAAGGAUGUUAUGCUGGCUGAUGCACAGUGGCAAUAUGAUGAUACAGCUGAACAUGAAAUGAUCAUCUCUGGACUGCAGCCUGAAACAGCAUACUCCAUCACUGUCACCGCUUAUACCACAAAAGGAGAUGGAGCUCGAAGCAAGCCGAAAGUUGUGUCUACAAGUGGUGCAGUUCCAGGUAAACCACGACUUGUUGUUAGCCACACUCAAAUGAACACUGCUCUUAUUCAAUGGUAUUCUCCAGUAGAGACAUUUGGCCCUAUCUUGGGUUAUCAUUUGAAGUAUGGUCGCAAAGACUUGGACAUGCUUACAACUCGAGAGUUUACAGAAAAGGAGGAGUUCUUUACAGCUACUGAAAUCCACAAAGGAGCCUCCUAUGUGUUUAAACUAUCAGCCAGAAACAAAGUGGGAUAUGGGGAAGAGAAUGUGCAAGAAAUUAAUAUUCCUGAAGAUGUACCAAGUGGAUACCCUCAAAACCUGCAAUGUGAAAGCACCUCCUCAAUGUCAGCACACAUCAUUUGGCAGCAUCCCAGCUUAGCAGAAAGAAAUGGAUUAAUCACAAAAUAUAUUCUGCUCUACAGAGAUAUUAAUCUUCCAUACCAUCCAGUUGAAGUACCCAUUGCUUCUGCGGACACAACUGUGACUAUUAGUAGUUUAAAGCCUGAUACCAUUUAUGAUGUUAAAAUUCGUGCAUAUACAAGCAAAGGUCCUGGCCCUUUUAGUCCAAGUGUCCAAUUCAGGACACUUCCAGUAGAUCAAGCAGUGUUUGCAAAAAAUUUCCGUGUGAAAGCUGUGAUGAAAACGUCAGUGUUGCUGUCAUGGGAAAUACCUGAGAAUUACAACUCUGCCUUGCCCUUUAAAAUUUUAUAUGAUGAUGGUAAAAAGGCUGUUGAAGUUGAGGGUGAGGCAACAGAGAAGCGGAUUUUACAUCUCAAGCCUGAAACAUCGUACUCUUUUGUCCUUACUAAUCGAGGAAAUAGCGCAGGUGGUCUACAGCACAGAGUGACUGCACAAACAGCUCCUGACGUCCUGCAAACCAAGCCAGUUUUUAUUGGAAAAACAAAUUCUGAUGGCAUGAUAACUGUGGAACUGCCUGAAGUCCCUGCAAAUGAAAAAAUAAAAAGCUAUUAUAUAGUAAUUGUCCCUUUGAAGAAAUCACGUGGAAAGUUUGUUAAGCAGUGGAAUAGCCCAGACGAGAUGGAAUUGGAUGAGUUGCUGAAGGAAAUUUCACGAAAAAGGAGGAGUAUUCUUUUUAAGAGAGAAGCUGAAAUGAAGCCAUAUAUAGCUGCCCAGUUUGAUGUGCUACCAACAGAGUUUACCUUAGGAGAUCAGAAACAGUAUGGUGGCUUUGAAAAUAAACAACUCCAAAAUGGACAAGAAUAUGUAUUCUUUGUUCUAGCAGUUAUAGAGCAUUCUGAAUCGAAAAUGUACGUUACUAGCCCUUACUCUGAUCCAGUUGUUUCAAUGGAACUUGACCCCCAGCCAAUGACAGAUGAAGAAGAAGGUUUAAUAUGGGUAGUUGGACCUGUUCUUGCUGUGGUGUUCAUUAUCUGUAUUGUUAUUGCAAUACUCCUUUAUAAGAGCAGUAAACCAGACAGAAAAAGGACAGAAUCGGACUCUAGAAAGAGCAGCUUACCAAACAAUAAAGAGAUCCCAUUGCAUCACCCCACUGACCCUGUGGAGCUUAGACGUCUUAACUUCCAAACUCCAGGUUCAGGUGUCUCCGGUUACCCUGGUAACCUUCAUUCCUCAAGUAUGGCAAGCCAUCCGCCUAUUCCCAUCCUGGAACUUGCAGAUCACAUUGAGAGACUGAAAGCUAAUGACAAUUUAAAGUUUUCUCAAGAAUAUGAGUCUAUUGACCCAGGACAGCAGUUUACAUGGGAGCACUCAAACCUGGAAGUUAAUAAACCAAAGAAUAGAUAUGCUAAUGUCAUUGCAUAUGAUCACUCACGUGUUCUGCUCUCAGCAAUUGAAGGGAUACCAGGAAGUGACUAUAUCAAUUCCAACUACAUUGAUGGUUACAGGAAACAGAAUGCCUAUAUUGCUACGCAAGGACCUCUUCCUGAAACCUUUGGAGAUUUCUGGAGAAUGAUGUGGGAGCAGCGUAGCGCUACUGUGGUAAUGAUGACAAAGCUGGAAGAGAGGUCCAGGAUAAAAUGUGAUCAGUAUUGGCCCAGCAGAGGGACGGAAACAUAUGGCCUAAUCCAGGUGACGCUGCUGGAUACUGUUGAACUUGCAACUUACUGUGUCAGGACAUUUGCACUUUAUAAGAAUGGAUCCAGUGAGAAGAGAGAAGUAAGACAGUUCCAGUUUACUGCUUGGCCAGAUCAUGGAGUUCCAGAACACCCCACGCCUUUCCUAGCAUUUUUGAGACGAGUUAAAACUUGUAAUCCGCCAGAUGCAGGGCCGAUGGUUGUUCAUUGCAGUGCUGGAGUUGGCAGAACAGGUUGCUUCAUUGUAAUAGAUGCAAUGUUGGAAAGAAUACGACAUGAAAAGACUGUAGAUAUUUAUGGUCAUGUAACUUUAAUGAGAGCGCAGAGGAAUUACAUGGUUCAAACAGAGGAUCAAUAUAUCUUUAUCCAUGAUGCACUGCUGGAGGCGGUGACAUGUGGAAAUACCGAAGUGCCAGCUAGAAACCUGUAUGCAUAUAUUCAGAAGCUGACACAAAUAGAAACUGGAGAGAAUGUAACGGGAAUGGAGUUAGAGUUUAAGCGUCUCGCUAGUUCAAAAGCUCACACUUCAAGAUUUAUCAGUGCCAAUCUUCCAUGUAAUAAAUUCAAAAAUCGCCUUGUUAAUAUUAUGCCAUAUGAAUCUACAAGGGUAUGUCUACAGCCAAUCCGUGGUGUAGAAGGGUCCGACUAUAUCAACGCAAGCUUUAUAGAUGGGUACAGACAACAGAAAGCCUAUAUAGCUACACAGGGACCCCUUGCAGAAACUACAGAAGAUUUCUGGCGAAUGCUAUGGGAACACAACUCCACCAUUGUUGUUAUGUUGACAAAACUUCGAGAAAUGGGCAGAGAAAAAUGCCACCAGUACUGGCCAGCUGAACGUUCUGCACGAUACCAGUACUUUGUUGUUGACCCCAUGGCGGAAUAUAAUAUGCCACAAUAUAUAUUAAGGGAAUUUAAAGUCACAGAUGCCAGGGAUGGUCAAUCUCGAACAGUGCGACAGUUUCAGUUCACUGAUUGGCCAGAACAAGGAGUGCCAAAGUCAGGAGAAGGAUUUAUCGAUUUCAUAGGACAAGUACAUAAAACAAAAGAACAAUUCGGUCAGGAUGGUCCAAUCUCUGUUCACUGCAGUGCUGGUGUUGGAAGAACUGGUGUCUUCAUAACCCUGAGCAUUGUAUUAGAAAGAAUGAGAUAUGAGGGUGUCGUAGAUAUCUUCCAGACUGUCAAAAUGUUGAGAACACAGCGACCUGCUAUGGUACAAACAGAGGAUCAGUAUCAGUUCUGCUACCGAGCGGGACUUGAGUAUUUGGGCAGUUUUGAUCACUAUGCAACGUAGAAGUUCUUGCCCAUUCUGGAAUUUUCCUGCAGGCCCUUCAAGAUCCAGAGAGCCUCUUCUGAGCCAUACAGUGUGCUUGAGAAGUAUUUCUUAACUCCUAGCUAAAGACCAAUUACAGUAAUUGGAUUAUUACAAAAAAUAAAUAAAUAAAAAUAAAUAAAAAGAAUAAAAAAACAUUUCUGGGUGGACCAAGGAUUCACAAUAAAAAAAAACAAAAAACUUACCCUUAAAAUUAUAUCAGUCCUGACUGGUGGGACAUCAAAAGGAUUCAUUUCACCAACAUGUCCCAUGGACUCUGCAUCAGUUGGCAUUGAAAGAAAGAAGAUUGCAAAGAACCAUUAACUUACCGGGAAUUGCAUGAUUGUUCAAAGAUGAAUCUUAGGAGUACAACUGCUCAGUGCAAAAUGUUUAACAAGCCAGUUAAUGGCUUCUUAGACAAAUGGAACAUUUGCUUUGAUAUCAACCCUACUCUCCAUAAUGAUCAUGAAAUCAUGUUAGUGAAAGCGAAUGGGCGGGAAGUGUUUAUUACAAAAAGAAUCAUUUAUUUAGUUUUUUAGUAUUGUAAAGAUACUGCUGACCUGUGCUUCAUUAUUAACUGUGUAAACUUUCGUUUUCCUUUUUUUUUUUUUUUUAAACAAAGUUUAUAAGGAAGUGAAUAAAACAUUGCAUAACUGUUAAUUUUUGAUCAAGAAUUUUUUUUUUUUUUAAAUGGUAGAACUGUUACAUGUACUAUUUCUCGUUACAAAUACUAAAACAUUUGCAACUUUGGCAUCUAACAAUAUAUUACUUUAUCAUUUCUUUGUUUUCUUUUGCUAUUUUACCCAUUUUUACUAUAAUAAUAUUUGUUAUGAGUUAAACAAAGAAGCUUUUUUCAUGUUCUGUUUGGAAUCAACAGGGAGGCGCAAAGUAUAAAGCUGCUACAAACAUAACAUAUAAAUAUAUAUAUAUAUACAUAUAUAGAGAUACACAUAUAUCUGUUCUUCCAUAGUUUAUUUUUUGUUAAUCGUGUAGGAUUUUUUCCCCCCAAAAAAACUCAUCAUGUGUCAUCCACCUCAUUUCAGUAAGAAUGUUUGAAUUUAACAAGUCUGUUUGAUUUCUUUUAUUCAUAAAAUAAACAAGGAAUGCACAUCAGUGAUAUUCUAGGUUCACCCCAAAAUUAUUGAAUGAAACACAAACAGGUAAUAAUGCAUCUUCAACAAUGUAUGUACUUUGUUGAGGCUUCCACUGCAGUCCAAUAUUUUUAACACUUUAGUGCAAUAAAAAACAUCUUGUAUAUUUUGCAGGAAAUGUGCUCGUGAGAAAGUAUAGUGCUUACUGAAGGAGAUUGUAAAAUAUGUUUUAAAAAAAUCAUGCAAAUUGUACCCAAUCAUUUAUUGUCUGUGGUAUAUUAUAUCAAUGUCAGUUGUAUGAUAUGUAAAAAAGAAAAAAACAAACAAACAGAAAACAAGGGCAAAGCCAAAAAUUAAUGCUCUGCUUAAUGAAAAUAAUUUUGUCACAGCAGGUUUUAAAUGCUGUAUUUUCUUUUUUUUUUGCAUUUAGAGUGCCUUAUAUUUAAUGCUUUUUCAAUAAUAUUUCUUUGAGCUUUGAUUGGUCUGUAUUCACAUAAUACCCCAUUACUUAAUUUUACUUAUGAAAAAAAAUAAAAAAAUAGGAAUUAUUGUUUAAUAUUUUGCCAAUGCCGCACCUAUGUGCGGUGUGCACUAUUUUCUUUACUGAUAUCAGUAUGCAGAAGACUAUUAUUCUUCCAAAAAUGUAAAACUUAUAUCUGUUAUCACCGAGUUUCAGUAUUUAUCUGUACUAUAGUUUAUACACUCAUGUGACUCCAAAAAACAUAUUUUUUUGGUUUUCUGUUGUGCUAUGUGCUUCAUGCUAUAUAUACAUUAUGUUCAUGUAAGACAUUUUAAUCCUGGAACACAUUUAUACAGCACAGUAUUUUUCAUGGGCACUUUAUUAAGCCUUUCAUGACCAACAGCAUGUCAGACCGGCCACCAUAAAAAGGGAUUUGUCCAAGUGUGGUCUUGAAGGGGUUAAAUAUAAUUUAACUGUUUAUGUUCAAUCAGAUAUUUUACCUUCUAUAUUAGUUUAACACCAUCAAAUGUAACAUUGUCAUAAAAAAGCAUAGUUAAAAUUAAGAAUACGGCUAUGUUUUAUGUUUUUUUUCUUUGGUGUAUGCUUGGAGGCCAUUUUGAAAAUGAAACUCUACUAAGGAUUGUGUUAGAGCACUUUCAUUGUAACUCACAAUACUAAUAAUGGAAGGCUACCUCGGAUUCUAAAAAUUAUAUUAAAAAAGUAAACAUGCACUACUUUACUACAAUAUUUUUUCUCAUCGUUAAACAUCUGUAUAUAUAUAUAUAUAUAAUAGUGUUGAAAAUCAUUUGUAAAGGAAAUAUAUAUUCACAAAUAUAUGAAAAGUCAUCUUCAUUAGUACAUUUUACCAAUUAUCAUAUUUUUCCUAUUUUUCUAUUCACACAUUAAAAUGAAUAAAAAUGCAUUGUGUUUAAAUCCCCAUUUACAUAUUCCAACCUAUCUUGCAUCUUUAAUGUAGGGAAGUGUGUUACAAUCAUUGAUGUGCAUUCCACUUUCUGUUUAUUAUUUGUAUUGUCAUGCUACUUAUUUUAUAAAAGCAUCCUUUUCUGCAAAAAAAACAUCUUAGGCAGAAAAUUCAUAUUUUACGCAUUAUUGGCACGGUGCUAUUAUUUACCUAUAUCAGUGUAGUUAUGUAUAAUUUUGUAAUUAGAACAUUGAAAAAACAUAUAUAAACAUGAUUUGUACAGAACUUCAUUUUAGUUCUUUAUUUUUUAUUUUAUUUUUGUUUUCUUUUUUUAUUGACCUGCAUGGUUGAGUUUUGGAGAAGAUGGCUGGGAGGAUUGCCCUCUGGGGAGAAUUGCACUUUCUAAACCUUUGUACUAUGCACUGCCCUAUUGAUUCUACACCCAAUAAUGUUAUUACUUGAACCCAUCUUUAAAAAAAUGCUAUGAAAUUCACCUGUGUGUGUCUGUUUGUGUGUAAAUAACACAAUACCUUUAAAGAGACAAAAUUAGUUUUGUGUUGAGAAAAGUGCAGAUGGUAUAUUUUUCCCCAGAUUGUUCCCUUUUGAUGACAGAGGGACCUAUAAUAAUAGAGUGAAGCCUUGAUGGCACCUAAAGUGUUAUUACUCUGAUACUCCAAAAACCCUACUAAAGUCUGCUGAUUCCAUCUUUUACAUACUUUUUGUGGCUUUGCCAUCCAAGCUUGGGGUGUCUUUACAACGAUAAUACAAAUUGUGUUCUUUGCUCUCGUUUUGGAUGCAUAGACUGAAAAAAAAUAUAUUUAAAAAAAUAAACUUGUAAAAUGGCUUGUUAAAAAUACAAUUACCUCUACUUAGUAGUACGCGUAAAUGUUUUACAAGAUGAAAGGCGUGCUUUUUAUUUUCUUACUUCGUUACAUUGGUGGCGAAAGAAGUCUGUCUGAAAAUCAGUUCUUUGCUGACACAAGUUCCCUUUGUUACAAAUGAAUUCUAAUAAAAUGUCAGUGUUAUGCAGUCUU